UUAUUUAAUAGGUAGUGCGAAGUGGAAACGGUGCUCUUCAGUAUUGCUUACAUCUGGGGCGAAGUCGAGCACCAGCAGUGUGGCAAGAACGGUACCAAGACAGGACUUGGGUCCCAUGGAUUCCGAAACACCCACACCACCCAAGACUCAGGAGGAAGAAGGGGUGGAACAUCUAUUUCAGCGCUUGCAGGAGUCCUCGGAUGACGCCUCCAUACACUUUGAUAUUGGUGUGUUCUUGUGGGAAAAAGGAGAAGAAGGGAAGGAAAAAGCGGCUGAACAUUUUAUCCAAUCGGCCAAAUUAAACCCUAAGAAUGGAAUAUCUUUCAAAUAUCUAGGUCAUUAUUACGCCAACGUUUCCCUUGAUACCCAGAGAGCUAUUAAGUGUUACCAACGAGCAGUUGUUCUCAAUCCCGAUGAUUCUGAGUCUGGGGAAGUUCUGUGCAAUUUACUUGACCAAGGUGGAAAUGAUAGUUUAGAGGUGGUCGUAUGCCGGGAAGCUUCUGAAAUGUCACCGAGAGCUUUCUGGGCUUUUCGAAGAUUGGGUUUCUUGCAGGUUCACAAAAAGAAAUGGUGUGAAGCUGUACAGAGUCUUCAACAUGCCCUCAGAGGCUAUCCUACAUGUGCUAAUUUGUGGGAGGCCCUGGGUCUUGCUUAUCAGCGGCUAGGCAGGUUUACUGCAGCUAUAAAGUCUUAUGGCCGUGCGAUUGAGUUGGAUGAUACCAUGGUUUUUGCUUUGGUUGAAAGUGGAAAUAUCUUUAUGACUCUUGGUUCAUUUAGCAAGGGAGUUGAACAAUUUCGACAAGCUUUGGAGAUUUCACCACAGUGCGUGCCUGCACAAUAUGGACUUGCUUUGGGGCUGCUUGGUUUGGCAAAAGACUGCAUCAAUCUAGGAGCAUAUAGAUGGGGGGCUUCACUGUUAGAGGAAGCAUCUGAGGUUGCAAGGGCAAGUGCUUAUUUUUUCAGAAACUUCUCAUGUAUUUGGAAACUACUUGCUGAUAUUCAGCUUGCAUAUGCUAGAUGCUAUCCCUGGAUUGAUGAUGUUCUAGAAUUGGAAUCUAAUAAGGAAGCUUUCAGUGUUUCUAUAAAUUCUUGGAGGAGGACCUGUUUUUUUGCUGCAAGAGAUGCCAAAUUUUCAUACCAACGAGCCUUGCAUUUGUCUCCAUGGCAAGCAAACAUUUAUGCUGACAUUGCUGUAACUUCCGAUCUUAUAAAUUCACUAGACAAAUGUUACAAGCAAGACAUAAAUGCACGGCAGAUUGCAAAGAGGAUGUCAAUGGGAGCAUUGCUACUUGAAGGUGACAAUUAUGAGUUCUGGCUGGCGUUGGGAUGUUUGUCUGAUCAUAACGCGCUAAAUCAGCAUGCCUUGAUCAGAGCAUUGCAAUUGAAUGUAUCUCUAGCUGUUGCUUGGGGAUACCUUGGGAAGCUAUAUCGUAAAGCUGAUGAAAAGCAAUUGGCAAGACAAAUGUUUGAUCGUGCUAGAAGUAUUGAUCCUGGCCUUGCAUUGCCAUGGGCAAGCAUGUCAGUCGAGUCUUGUAUGAGUAGGGAGCUUGAAUCAGAUGAGGCAUUUGAGAGUUGUUCACGGGCUGUGCAGAUAAUGCCUUUAGCUGAAUUCCAACUUGGGCUCACUAAGCUUGCUUUGUUGAGUGGACAUCUCUCAUCUUCACAGGUUUUUGGAGCCAUUCAGCAGGCUGUGCAGCAUUCUCCUCACUAUCCUGAAUCCCAUAAUUUGUAUGGGCUGGUUUGUGAGGCUCGAAAUGAUUAUAAGUCUGCUGCUACAUUUUAUAGGUUAGCACGACAUGCAUUUAACAUUGGCUCAUGGAAUAUUCAAAACACACAUAUGAGGGACAUAUCAAUCAAUUUGGCCAGAUCGCUUUCUAAGGCAGGGAAUGCGGCUGAUGCUUUGCAGGAAUGUGAAAAUUUGAAUAAAGAAGGGGCACUUGAUGAAGAAGGUUUACAAGUAUAUGCUUUCUCUUUGUGGCAACUUGGUAAAAAUGAUUUGGCUCUCACGGUAGCCAGAAGCCUUGCUGUAACUCUGUCUUCUAUGCAAAGGACUUCUGUGGCAACAUCCAUUUGUUUCAUUUGUAGAUUAGUAUAUUACAUUUGUGGACUGGAUGCCGUUAUCACUAGCAUUGUGAAAAUGCCAAAGGAUCUAUUGCAAAGUUCAAAAGUUAGUUUUGUCAUGUCAGCUAUCCAUGCUCUUGAUGGACAAAAUCGUCUUGAAUUUGUUGUCACUGGUAGCCGAUAUUUCCUCAAAUAUUAUGAAGAAAUUGCUGGGAUGCACCUUUUAAUAGCACUAAGUAAACUGGUGAAAAAUGAGUCUGAUAGCCUUGACAUUCGGAGUGGAGUUGCUCAUCUGAAAAAAGCUAUGCACAUGUUCCCUAACUACAGUUUGAUAAGGAACCUUCUUGGCUACCUCUUGGUAACCAGUAAAGAGUUAAACAAUUAUCAUGUGGCAACGAGAUGCUGUAAACUGGACCAUCUUGAUCUUUCUGAUAAAAAAGGUUUCAAAUCAGCUGCUGAUAUCCAUGGUGCAGGAGCUGUUGCUUGCUAUACCACUUGCAACAGCAGUCCAAAGUCCACUUUUCCAACUUGUGCAAAACAGUGUUCUAAUCAUCCUGGAGCUAUCAGAUACCUGCAGAAGUGCUUUCAUCAGAAACCAUGGAAUCAUGAUGCCCGCUACUUGCUUGUUCUUAACUAUCUUCAGAGGGCACGUGAACAGAGAUUUCCUCAGCAUCUUUGUGGCAUACUAAAUCGUUUAACUCAUGCAGCUCUUUCAAAUGAAUUGUAUAGUGGGACAGGAUUGUUGUUCCAAUAUAGAUACUUUCAACUUCUACUUUGUGCUUCUGAGGUCAGUUUACAAUGUGGGAAUCAUAUGACCUGUAUCACCCACGCAAAAACAGCUUCCGAACUUGUGCUUCCUGAUGAUUAUUUAUUCUUUGCACAUCUACUAUUAUGCCGUGUGUAUGCCAUGAAAGGUGAUCUUCCAAGUUUUCAAAAGGAAUAUAUGUUGUGUUUGGAGCUCAAGACAGAUUAUCACAUCGGUUGGAUCUGUCUCAAACUUAUGGAAUGUCGAUAUGAGCUGCAAAUAUAUUCAAAUGACACAGACUUGAACUUUGAAGAAUGUGUGAAGAGAAGUGGAAAGUUGUGUGAUAUGUGGAUGGCAGCAUAUAACCUAGUGAGAAGCAUGAUUUCCUUCCAGAAGAGGGAUUUAUUCUCAGCAGAGGAGUUCAUGAAACAGGCUUGUUCAUUAGCGGGUUUCGAGAGUUGCCUCUUUCUAUGUCAUGGUGUCAUCUGUAUGGAACUUGUCCGGCAGUGCAAUGGCUCUCAAUUCCUAUCAGAGGCUGUAAAGAGUCUUAGCCGAGUUCAUGAACUUUCACUUACUCCCUUACCUUUUGUUUCAGUACUAGUCGCACAAGCAGAAGGAAGCCUUGGUUCUAAAGAGAGGUGGAAUGGAAACCUUCACCUUGAAUGGUAUAAUUGGCCAUCAGAAAUGAGGCCUGCUGAACUCUACUUUCAAAUGCAUUUGCUUGCAAGGGAGUUGAAAGUCGGGCCAAAUUUUACAUCUAGCAUGGAGUCCAGUCAGAGUCCUCUGAGAUGGGUUAUUCGAGCAAUUCACACGAACCCUUCUUGUAUGCGAUAUUGGAGGGUUUUACAGAAGCUUAUGGAAUAGGCCUGCAAUAUGAAGCGACAGAUUCAAGGACUACGGUGUCGAAUCGAAUUUUGGCAGUGUUCAAUUACUAUUGAAUUUGGCGGUGUCCAAGAGGAGUACUUAAGCAAGUCGUUUUUUCUAAUAUUGUAAGUGGAAAUAUGAAAUACUUAGUUCAUAGACAAAAGUUGUAAGUGAAAAUAUGGGAUACUUGGUUCAUAAAUGGAACCGUUUGGUACUAGAAAGAAUAGGAAUGAGUAAAAAGCGUGAUUUAUGUAUUUCGGAAGGGAGAAAAUCAACGGGUGAGGAGGAUGCUAAUGUAGUAAUAAACUUGAUUAUACUAAAACAAUAACAAUGCACGUAGAUUACUUGUCAA
Molecule: messenger RNA, 4022 nt
Organism: Vigna unguiculata (cowpea)
Lineage: Eukaryota; Viridiplantae; Streptophyta; Magnoliopsida; Fabales; Fabaceae
Product: Tetratricopeptide repeat (TPR)-like superfamily protein
Biological process (GO): nuclear-transcribed mRNA catabolic process
Cellular component (GO): Ski complex
Molecular function (GO): protein binding
Source: RefSeq, a predicted model, not a curated record